Messenger RNA from Symbiodinium natans, 2610 nucleotides. Lineage: Eukaryota; Dinophyceae; Suessiales; Symbiodiniaceae. The record is from the annotation of a GenBank genome assembly.
AUGGAACGCGGAGUCAAAAUCUUCUUAUGGGGUGCAGGGAACAUUGACGAGUCUUGUGCCAACGACGGCAAUUUUUCAUUGUUCGUGAAAAUGUGCUUGUGCGACUGCUCAUUGGUCACGCAGUGGCAGCUCGAGGCCCCCACUGUCGUGCCCGUUGCGAAGGCUGGCGACGUCGCCCAGACCGCCAAGGCCCGAGAGGAGGCCCCCAACCGCGAGGAGAAGGUUAAGGCCGCUGGCGCCGCCCCCACCGCGGCCUCUGCAACCGCUGCCCCUCAGGUGGCGAAGUCCAAGGCGGCAAUGUUGGUGGCCGGUGGCAGUGGAGCUCCCAAGGCGGCCGGCAGUGGCCCGACCACCACCAGCCCGGCCUCGGCGGGCGUCAGCGCUCCGGCCAAGGCCAAGGCUGCCGUGUCCCCCAUCUCGGCCGCCGCCGUCAUGGAGGAGGGCAAGAAGCCGGCGACUGCUGCCGAGCGCCUGACAGCCACGGGCUCAGCCCUGGCACGAGGAAUGGGGGCGAAGGCCGAGGCACCCAAGGCCAAGGCCAAGCCGGCCAUGGCUGUGCCGAGCACCUCGAAGUACGCCGGCGGUGUGGCCUCGACCCAGUCUGCUCCCACCAGCGUGCUGAACAUCGUGAGUGGCAAGCCGGUGGCAGCAGGUGAGAUUGGCACCAACGCCUAUGCAACCAGCACGGUUGGCCCGGCCAGGGGCUAUGCCAAGGCUGCAGCUGCCGCAUUGCCCGCGAGCGCAGCAGGUGCUGAUGGCAAGGCGCAGGACGUGCCCAAGGUCGGACCACCUGCAGUCGCUGUGGGACGGGCGAUGGCCGAGGGGCGUGGUGCUGUGUCCACGGUUGGUGGCAAGUUGGUCACCACCAUCAGCAAGAAGUACCAGAUCGUCUUCGUCACCAGUGAAGUGGCUCCCUUCUCCAAGACUGGAGGCCUGGGAGAGGCCAUGGAUGGCCUGCCGAUUGCGCUGGCGGCCCUGGGCCACCGCUGCAUGGUCAUCUCUCCCCGCUAUGACCAGUACAAGGAUGCUUGGGACACCGGCUACUGGGGCUCGGUGCCCAUGGGCGGCAAGAACGAAUCCGUGCACUUCUUCCACACCUACAAGCAGAAGGUCGACUACGUGUUCGUCGAUCACCCGACCUUCCUGGAGCGCGUCAACGGAGAGACCGGUGCCAAGUUGUACGGCCCUGAGUGGGGUCAGGACUUCGCGGACAACCAAGCUCGCUUCGCCUACUUCUGCAAGGCUUCUUUGAAGGCCAUCCAGGAGCUGCCUUUGGGCGGUGCUGUGUACGGCGGCGACUGCAUGGUCGUGUGCAACGACUGGCACUCGGCCCUGGUCCCGAUGCUCAUCCACGCUGAGAAGCCCACAGGCAAGUGGACCAACACGAAGUCCGCGUUCCUCUGCCACAACGCCGUGUUCCAAGGUCGCUUCGUGCGCGAGGAAGGCCUGGCCAGCAUCUUCGGCGUUCCGGAGCGCUACAUCGACAGCAUCACCUUCAAGAUGCCGCUGCGCAUCGGCAAGUACAACGAGAAGAUGUCUUGCAUCAACACCAUGGCUGCGGGCCUUAAGUACGCCGACCGGGCCUUGACCGUGUCUCCCAGCUACGCGGUGGAGUGCUGCACGGAUCCGGAGAAGGCGCCCAUGCCGCUGUUAGCUGAGCGUGAAAGUGCGGCAGUGCAGGGCGUGGAGCUCGAGGACCUCUUCACGCUGGGAAAGUGCACAGGAAUCUUGAACGGCGUGAAGGAGGGCGUGUCCCCCAGCGACAAGAACUUCGUCACGAAGACCAUGAUGUCCUGCGGCAUCUUCACGGCGGCCACGGCGCCCGAGGCGAAGGCCGAGCUCAAGGCCACCUACCGUGCGCAGAACAACCUCCCCGAGUCCAAGGGGCCCCUGAUGUGCUUCAUCGGAAGGCUGGAUGCCCAGAAGGGCUACGACCUCCUCUUAGAGGCCCUGGUGGGGAUCCUGGAGGACACUGAGAUGCAGGUGGUCAUCGUGGGCUCCGGCCGCGCCGACCUCGUGGCCCAGCCUGGCACCUACGUCUGGGUCUACUGGACGAAGGCCGUCGAGAAGAAGUUUCCCACCAAGUUCUUCUAUGCAGGCUGGAUGGGCCCUGAGCGCUACGCUCUGCUGGCCGGCUGCGACUUCACCCUGCUGCCGUCCCGGUGGGAGCCCUGCGGCCUGGUGCAGAUGGAGGCCAUGCGCAUGGGCACCUUGCCCAUCGUCGCCCCGACGGGUGGCCUGAAGGACACUGUUGAGGAUGGCCUGAACGGAAUCUGGACCGACAAGGAGAUGUCUGUGGAGGCCGUUAUUGACGAGGAGUCCGUGGAGUCCAUCGCGAAGGCUUUGAAGCGCGCUUCGAAGCUCUUCAUCGCGGAGCCAGCGAAGGUCAAGGCCAUGACUCGGGCAGCCAUGGCCGCCUCCGCAGAGUUCACCUGGAGCAACGCGGCCCUUCAGUACGAGGCCGUCUUCGAGGAGCUGGGCGUCAAGGACACGCUGAAGGGAGGCCUUGCGACCGUCACUUUGGAGAUGGACAAGCAGGCGUUGGUCUUGAGCGAUUGGAACGAGUCUCUUUUGUUUUGGGAAGCUGGGUGCGUCUUCGUCAGGGUGUAG